AUGCAUCCGCUUGACGAUGAUGACAGCGUGAUCUGUCAGCUUGUGUUCUCUACUUCACUCGCACGAAAGCGCGUGGCUGGGACAUAUCGAGCAGCGAAUGCAAAGACGGAAGUUAUCGCAGAGAAAUCAACAAACGCAUCCAUUGAGGUUCAUCAUGCACAUCAAAUAGCAGAGAUGACACCGAAGGAUCAAACAUGGUUGCCGAUAAGUACGAGACAAGUAGCGCAAGGCCUAGACAAUAUGCGCCAGACUGUCGUGAGAAAUGCCAACAGCAUGCGGUUGGCACGAGCAUUAUUCCCGCCAUCAGCUUGA
Mixia osmundae IAM 14324 is the source of this 312-nucleotide messenger RNA. RefSeq lists its product as uncharacterized. The coding region runs from base 1 to 312 and encodes 103 amino acids. Lineage: Eukaryota; Fungi; Basidiomycota; Mixiomycetes; Mixiales; Mixiaceae. The record is from RefSeq and is a predicted model, not a curated record. The transcript is spliced from 2 exons.